This is a messenger RNA of Adineta steineri, 2592 nucleotides long. Lineage: Eukaryota; Metazoa; Rotifera; Eurotatoria; Adinetida; Adinetidae. The record is from the annotation of a GenBank genome assembly.
AUGGAGUCAAUAGUACUGGUAAUCCUGCUUAUCAUCUGUGCAACCAGUUCCGGUCAUAAGUGUGUUAUUAAUCGUCACCUGGAAGUGAAAGUGGCUGAAUUUAAUGUUGCUGACUUUCAAGAAACAAUUGGCAACUUACAUGUUAUUGAAGUUGACGAUAGACGUUUAUGUCGCAUGAGAAUUGCUAUCGAUUAUAUUAGUGCAUUUCAGCGCAUACAAAUACAAUUUAGUCAGCAGUUCGAAGAUAGCGAUUUAAAUGAUGCGAUGAUCUCUUUCAUGACAUUAGCUAGGAAUACUCCAGAUAGUACUAGUAACUUUGAAAUUGCUAAUUUCGUUGAAUAUGCAUGUUCUGGCAACGAAUGUGACAAACAAUUUCUGAUAGAUCAUAUCAAUUGGUUAUUUAAAAUCGAUUACAUAGAAUUCGAGCAGAAGAUUCGUCCAUUAAUGAUGGGCUAUGGUAAAGAAGCAGGACAAUGCUUUGUCGAUUCGACAGUUACACAAUGUCGUGCUGGAAAGUGUUUCGGAAGUUAUAUACAAACUGAAAUUGAUAACGGCCAGUGGGAACAAGCCUGCAAUAAAAAUCAAGGAUUCGGAGUUUUAUUACAAAUUUCGCUUAAGUUUGAUUUACACGAUCUAAAUCCUGAUGCUCAUCGAAUGUACAUGCUUUGUCAAUAUGAUAAAUGUAACGAGAUGAACAUCAUGCUUGAAGUAAAAAGUAUAAUCGAUGAUCACUACAAUAUAUUUCCAGUACUCGAAAUGUUCAAAUACAAUUCAGCAAAGUCAACGACUGCAGUGAAGCUACCAGUUACAUCAGAUAUGAAAUAUAUAACUGAGCAAGACUUAUCAUCAGAAUUCACAAUGAAUCAACAAUCAUCAUUAGAAUUCACAACGGAUCAACAAUCACCAUUCGAAUUCACAACGAAUCAACAAUUAUUAUCAACUUCAGUAACAAAGUCGACCCCUAGCAAGACAACAACUACAAAAAAUAAAGGACGACGUAUUCAAAUUACUGAAAAUCUUGUUGAAUUUCUGGACUUACCUGAUGAAAUGAUCUUAUUUAUAAUGAAUAAAGUCAAACCCGAAGGGAUAUUACUCUGUUCUAUUGUUAACAUUGCAAACCAUCGCUUGGAACGAAUUAUUCUUGAUAAAUGUUAUUCAAUUGAUUUAAGUUUUGAUUAUUAUUGUUCAUCGCAUGAAUUCCUGAAUAAACGAUUUUAUUCAGAUCUUUUGCCUUGCAUUUACAAUUGUAUCCAAUCAUUGAUCAUCGCUAUUAAACAUUUGCUGUAUAUUCACGUUGCUGUCAAAGCAAUUGAUAGUGAAAUUCUUCCUAAUUUAAGACAUGUGAAAAUAUUAUCAGGUCGGCGCCGUCAUUAUACUGGAACACCAGUCACAAUAAGUUCUCAUUACAAUAGCGCAUUACAUCAAACACCUCUUUUCUCAAUUGUACCUCAAUUUGUUUUUAUCGAAGACAGAUUCGUUAAUCCGAUCUUAUCAGUUAUCCGUUGCUCGCCAAUUAUGCGGCCUAUUCACUCUUUUGCAUUCGAUAAUGAUGCUGCAUUAGGAGUACCUAUCAAUCAUGAUAAAUUAUUCUUUGCUCAAUCAUCUUAUCUUACUCAUAUAUCAAUCACAUUACGUGAAUUGUCCGAUUGUGUUCGUUUAUUAAACCAACUUGAUUCAGCAGUACACUCAUUUACUGUAAGCGUGAGAACUGUUUAUUUAGGCGAUGAAAUUAGUAUGUCUCAAAUAGAAUCAAUAUGUUGUACCAAUUUGAAACAAUUAACAAUGACGGUCUAUCGUAACAUUCUAAGCUAUAAAGAAUAUGUUCUUCCUUUGUUACAACAUUUAUCAAGCGUCGAACAUUUAACACUAUUAUUAGCCAUCGACUUAACUAAAUCCGAUAAUUUUAUUGAUGGACAUCAUUUACAAAGAAAUAUCGUUUCAUAUAUGCCUAAUUUAUGUCAGUUUCAUUUUCAUGUUCGUUCAAUAUUAAGAAAUGCUUCUUAUACUGAAAUAGAUACAACAAUUUCUCAAAGCUUCAUUGAAGAACAAUCUGUCGAUUAUGCAAUUGAUUAUUUCAAUAAUCAUUAUAGUCAAUGUCAAAUCUAUUCACUUCCAUUUAUUGGUAACCGUCUUGAUUUUAUUUCUAAUCGAUUUCCACUUUUCGACAUUAAAAAUACAUUUAAAAAUGUUACUAUGUUAUUACUUUAUGAUGAUAUUAAAUCUUUUGAAAAUGUUUUUUUUGAACAUGUUGCACAAGCUUUACCUCGUCUUCGAACACUGGAAAUAUCUAAUCAAUUAGAACAAGAAGAGAAAACAAUAACAAAUCCAAUUGAAUUUUCUUACUUAUCCACACUUAUUUUACAUAAAAUUCAUAUGAAUUAUGCCGAACAACUUCUUUAUCGAGCUCAUCUUCCAAAUUUAGUGGAACUUGUCAUUCGCAAUGAUGUUUUAUUGACAAUAAUCGAUCAAGAUAAUCGACAAGCUAGAAACAAUUGUUCAAAUAUUGAAACACUUCUCAUUGCUGAACCAUGGAUUAAACCAAGAAAAGUUCAUUUAAAAUUUUUUCCUAAAAUUUCUAUGAAAAAUUUGUAA